UCACGAUUCUUUUUAUGCAGAAAUGUAUGUUUAUUUUAUGUUAUUCUGUUUUUUCACCAGCUUUGCAUUUGUUUAUGUAAUCUUACACUGUUUGCGUUCCAUGACCAAUUAGGCUAUUUUAAUAGGCUGGUCAAAGCCACACAUUAACUUCUAGCAGUUGCUCUCAUGGGUUAUUUAGUUAUAAGCAAUUAUAAUACAGUUAUAAGCACUUACACCGGAAAAGGUUGCAAUAAAUGCAGCUAAAUUGCUGAAACACACGUAGAACAACAAACACACGUAGAACAACAAACACACACCUCACUUGUAUAGGCUAGAAAGCCACACACACUUGUGGCCACAUUCCUCAGCGAGGCUGGUUCCUAUUGCCUGUGAGUCGGUAAGUUCUCACAGGAGACUCUUUAAUCCAACGGAAAUCUCCCGGCAGCCCGCUUAACUAAUGGACUCGCGUUAGGCUGUACCGUGCGCGCGCUGGACGCACCGCUCCUAUUUUUAAGCGGUAGAGGUGUGAACCCCUUCUACCCUUUCCUCAAGCUAUACAGACUGGACGCGUCUCGUUUCCACUGCUCGCGCUCCACCGUGUGGGAGGCCGACACACAGUCACACUCUCCUCUUUCUCUCUAAAAAUACCCUUCUGUUCGAGUGGAGAGUUCAGAUUCCCUCGUUCUGCACCGCGUGGACGCAGACAGUGGCUGGCUGAAUGGAAAGUCUGAAGCGAAAAAUAUCUCGCGGUUAAAAAUACACGCACAGACAGAGACCGAACCCUCAGCAUGGGCCGGGAGUGACGCCUGGUCCCUAAUGCUGCAGCCGUCAGUGGAAAAAACGUCCACCAGAGUCACCGUCCCCCUCGUUCUUACCGGGAAGGGAGGUUUCCCCGAUCACCGGGAUAUCAUAUCUCUACUGACGUUGGGUCGGAGGGUCGCUGUUCACUCUCUACAGACCGUUAGUCCGGUGGUUUUAUAUUACUUAAACGGUUUAAAUUGACAAUGUGGAUUUAAACGGUGACCGCUAAAUAACUGUCACGUUUCCAAUUGGACGUAAUGGCACAUAUUGUUAUUGUGAAGUGAAGGCCUAGCUUUUAUUUUUUAUUUCGGUGAGAAAUUAUUGUGUUCUGUUUGAGCGCAUGGUGGAACAACGCGCUAUAGGACCCUGUGCAGAGGAGACAGAAAAUGUGCGUGUGUGUUUAUGUGUGUGUGUGUGUGUGUGUGUGUCUCAUUCUCGCUAUCUCCCACUGAAGUGGUGAUCAUGUCGUGUGUCUCCCGGUAAAGUAUUUAUUUUGUAAGCUUCUGACAUGUCACUUUCCCGGGAUCUCGUGGUUAACGGAGAACAGACCACGCUCGCCUGAAACUCUUCUAACGGAAACAUCAAUAGGAAUCAGUGUACUGAUGAGAACAGGGCCAUGGGCGAUGCUUGUCCUCAGAAGAUGACCAUCUCCAAGAGGUAUCUUCGUCUUCUCCUCCUCAUCCUCAUUCCUGUGCUCAGUCUGCUGACCUGUGUGCUGGUGAUUCCUCUGGUCCUUUCAGGAAUCUUUGGGAAUGGUGUUUUUUUAGGAACGGAGUCAGGAGAGCCGGACGCUCUUUCCAGUUCGGCAUUCCCUCUCUCCACGGACACGCCGCUUACCGGGACCCCUCCCGUUAACCCUGACACCCCCGGACCCCGUCUCCCUGGCAACGGGGAUAUGCCCGGGUCCGCAGACCAUCUGGAGCGCAAACGCAACUUAAAUCAAUCUGAGUGGGAACUGCACACUGACAGUACUGUGACCGCACGCUCCUCUUCCUCCUCUUCCUCGUCAACUUCUCCCCCCACCACUGUUUACAUGGCCCCUCCUGACUGGGUGACUUCCAUACUAUUACUAAGCAGCCCCUGGCCAAUCAGCACCACCCAGGACCCUUCAAGUCCCACCUCUCACCAGGCAGGUUGUCUGGAGAUCUCUGAGGCCCAGUGUUCCAUGCUCCCCUACAACCUGACCUCCCAGUCCCCGGCCGUAGCAGUGGUCAGGUCCUCGGAGGUCCAGAUGUUCCUCAAGUUCUUCUCCUACCUUCAUCGUCUGGGCUGUUACAGACAUAUCAUGCUGUUUGGCUGCACCCUGGCCCUCCCAGAAUGCAUCGCUCCACAAAAUGGUCAACCCAGGCGUGUGGUCCUGCCCUGUCAGUCGUUCUGUGAGUUGGCCCGGGAGGGCUGUGAACCUGUUCUCCAGCUCUUUAACGCGUCAUGGCCGGACUUCCUGCGCUGCUCCCAGUUCACCAACAACGCCGCCAGGUCGUCCGUUCCGCCGGGGUCAACAGAGCCUCCAUCAGCAGGUUCAGAGGUCAGCUCAGGUUCAGGGGUCAGCUCAACCCUCAGCCCUCCAAGCCCCACCCCUCCCGGGUGCUUUUCCCCCAGGCAGGUUAAAGGCCAACCAUCUGUAUGUGGAAGCCAUGACCACUUCCUGUGUGCGACGGGAGUUUGUGUCCCCAGGAAACUGGUGUGUAACGGAUACAAUGACUGUGAUGACUGGAGCGAUGAGACAGACUGCUUCUGUGAAGAGGAGGAGUUUCACUGUGGGACAGGACGCUGCCUCCCUCCCUCUCUGGUGUGUGACGGGUAUGAUGACUGUGGAGAUCUCAGCGACGAGCACAGCUGUGUGUGUGACCCAGUCAAAGAGCAUCGCUGUGGAGACGGGAGGUGUGUCACUAAGGAUUGGCUCUGUGAUGGAGAUCAUGACUGUCUAGACAAGAGCGAUGAACUCAACUGCUCCUGUAAGUCCCAGGGUCUGUUGGAGUGUGUGACUGGUCAGUGUGUCCCCAGUGCUUUCCGCUGUGACGGAGAGGAGGACUGUAAAGACGGGAGUGACGAGGAGAACUGCACUUCCCAACACACUCAGGGGGCGUGUUCUCCAGGCCUGCCCAGCUGUAUCUCUACUCCCGGAGCUACACUGUGUGACACACGCAACAACUGCAGUCGUUGUGAGCCCAUUACGUUGGAGUUGUGUAUGAAUCUUCCCUACAACAGCACCACGUACCCCAACUACCUGGGUCACUCCACCCAGAGAGAGAGCUCUGGUUCCUGGGAGGCGUCCCUGUUUCCUGCCCUGGUCCAGACCAACUGCUAUAAAUACCUCAUGUUCUUCGCCUGCACCAUGCUGGUCCCCAAGUGUGAUGCACACACACACCAGAGAGUCCCCCCCUGCAGGUCGUUAUGUCGUAACUCUAAGGAGCGUUGUGAGUCGGUGCUGGGGGUUGUGGGUCUGGUGUGGCCAGAGGAUUCCGACUGUAACCAGUUUCCUGAAGAUGGACACAACGUCACCUGUCUUCUCCCAGACCCAGAUGUAGACGAGUGUUCUCCGAGCCACUUCAAGUGUCGUUCAGGAAGGUGUGUGUUGUCGUCUAAACACUGUGACGGACACAUGGACUGUGAUGAUGACAGCGAUGAAGACAACUGUGGUUGUGUGGAGCGUGGUCUCUGGGCAUGUCCUGGAACCAGGCAGUGUAUUAAACACACUAUGAUCUGUGAUGGCUUCCCAGACUGCCCCCUACUGGAGGAUGAGAGGAACUGCUCUGUGUGUAACGACAACGAGCUGUCCUGCAACAACCACCAAUGUGUUCAUCGGACUCUGUGGUGCGACGGGAAGAAACACUGUUCUGACAGUUCUGAUGAAUGGGACUGUGUGUCCCUGUCUGAGGGGUCGAUCCUAACGGUGUUCAGGACUGCAGUAGACUACCAGGUCUGUGCUGAUGACUGGACCGCAGAGCUCAGCCAACUGACCUGCUCCCAACUUGGACUAGGAGUCCCAGCGUCUGUAGCGCUGAUUCCUGACCCCCCCGGGGUUCCUGGGAGGAGGAGAUGGCUUCAUGUCCAUCCUGACUGGAGACAGAGGAACGGGUCUGCUCUACAGGGUCUACUGGAAAAGAGAGGACAUGCCUGCUACUCCAGGAAAAGAGUGUCUCUACAGUGCACCAAAGAAGACUGCGGCUUGCGUCCUGCGGCACGGGUCUAUAAGCGUAUCCUGGGAGGCCGGGUCUCCAGGCCUGGACGUUGGCCCUGGCAGUGCUCCCUCCAGUCAGACCCUAGUGGACAUAUCUGUGGCUGUGUCCUCAUUGGGAAGAAAUGGGUCCUCACUGUCGCUCACUGCUUCGAAGGACGUAACUCUGCUGACUUGUGGGAGGUGGUCCUGGGUAUUAACAACCUGGACCACCCGUCCGUCACCAUGCAGACCAGAGGCGUGGCGUCGGUCACCGUUCACCCCCGCUACACGCGUGCCGUGGUGGACUACGACAUCAGCGUGGUGGAGCUGGACCGGGAGGUGGAGAUCACCGGCUAUGUCCGGCCGGUGUGUUUACCAGAACCGGGCCAGCUGCCCGUGGCCGAUACCUACUGUUACAUCACAGGCUGGGGACACAUGGGGAACAGGAUGCCCUUUAAGCUGCAGGAGGGGGAGGUGAGAAUCAUCUCUGUGUCUCAGUGUCAGAGUCAUUUCGACAUGAAGACCAUCACCAGCAGGAUGUUGUGUGCUGGCUACGAGGCUGGAACCGUGGACUCCUGCAUGGGUGACAGUGGGGGUCCUCUGGUGUGCGAGGAAGCUCGUGGUGGGAGCUGGACCCUGUAUGGACUGACGUCCUGGGGCAGCGUGUGUUUCUCCAAGGUCCUGGGCCCUGGGGUCUACGCCAACGUCACACACUUCACACCCUGGAUACACAGACAGAUCUACCUACACACCUUUCACCUGCUCUGACACACACACACACACACCCUGGAUACACAGACAGAUCUACCUACACACCUUUCACCUGCUCUGACACACACACACACACCCUGCAUACACAGACAGAUCUACCUACACACCUUUCACCUGCUCUGACACACACACACACCCUGGAUACACAGACAGAUCUACCUACACACCUUUCAUCUGCUCUGACACACACACACACACACACCUUUCACCUGCACUGACACACACACACACCUUUCACCUGCACUGACACACACACACA
Messenger RNA from Esox lucius (northern pike), 4970 nucleotides. RefSeq names its product corin, serine peptidase (gene corin). Gene Ontology annotation, cellular component: membrane. Gene Ontology annotation, molecular function: protein binding; serine-type endopeptidase activity. Gene Ontology annotation, biological process: proteolysis; acrosome reaction. Lineage: Eukaryota; Metazoa; Chordata; Actinopteri; Esociformes; Esocidae. The record is from RefSeq and is a predicted model, not a curated record. The coding region runs from base 1397 to 4708 and encodes 1103 amino acids. The transcript has 22 exons.